This is a messenger RNA of Glossina fuscipes, 1521 nucleotides long. RefSeq lists its product as uncharacterized. The record is from RefSeq and is a predicted model, not a curated record. The transcript is spliced from 6 exons. Gene Ontology annotation, molecular function: protein binding. Lineage: Eukaryota; Metazoa; Arthropoda; Insecta; Diptera; Glossinidae. The coding region runs from base 1 to 1455 and encodes 484 amino acids.
AUGAUAGAGCUGUCGGACUACACAUCGCCCACUAUUGAAUUCAAAUCGAGAUAUUCCUCUGAAAAACAAUGCAAACUUGUUGACAACACCACGGAAACCAAUGCAUUACCUCGAACUGCUGAUGCUCAUUCCAACCCGAUUCGGAAAUGCCAUCAAGCAACACAAACGGAAUUCAUAGAAAUGUUUGUAAAAGUUGUCGAUGAACAAAAACUGGCAAAAUGGUUAAAGAAAAUAUACCCUCUGGUAGAGAGAGAAUUACUGGACGGUUGCACUCCACAACUAAAUCGUUUUGCAAUUAGUACAGAUUUAGGGAAAGCCUAUGAUAUUGAGCCGUAUCAGAAGAUAUCUGUACAGUCUAAUGUAAAUUCAUUGGGCGUAGCCACGUGGCUAGCUGUACAUAUUGAUAACGUGCCAGUUUUGGUGCUGGGCACACAGGCAACGCAUAACGGUUGGUGUCAACAUAUCGAUCAGUGUCUUAAAAUAUAUGCGCCGCAACGAGUCCCUGACGGCAAUUUUAUAACAUUCAAUGAAGUUAAAAGUGUGCCGGUGAAGGCGUGUGUGUAUACCCUAUGCACUAAUUCUUUUAACAAAACCGUCUUUGCCGGUUCUACUUUUGGUGGCGAUAUUUAUAUUUGGCAAUUUGAGCAAGAAUACCGAGGACGUCGAGCAGAAGCAAACGUGAAAGAGUUAUUCAAGACAACAACCUCUUCAGGUUACAUUGUUGCGAUUGAUUGGUCAGGAGAAUCCACUCUAUUAACUGCUCAAACUAACGGCAGCGUGAUUAUAUGGCAAAUAUCGGAUGAAUUAAUAAAGAUAGCAGACCACUCAAAGAAAUCCACUAUACGUACGGUUUAUAUACGUUUCAGGUAUAUUGUGAAAGAUACAGCAAACAACUUUAAUGAAAUCACUAGCUUGCUAGCUUUAAAUUCUAAUAGCUUCAUAUCCGGCAACAGCGAAGGAAUUAUUUAUCAUUGUAUAAGUUCUGGAUUAAGUUCAACAAAACGUUCAAUGGAAAUUUUGCCUUUAAAAAGACACAAAUUUGCUAUCACAACGCUUUUAAAAGCACAUAGCAGCGACCACAACUAUAUCAUAAGUUGUGACUUGAGCGGUCAGAUAUGUUUUCACAAUUUAAACUGCUUAGAUGAUGAGGCGCAUACCACAACUCUUCAGUUACCGUUACCUUUCAAAAAUACAGUGGCUUGCUUUGACGGCGGUAAAAAAUUAUUUUGUCCAGGAGAUAAUGGAUCAUUGGAGUGCUAUUGGACCCUAAACAUAUCGUUGUCGCGAGAAUUAAUUUUGACAUAUUUUCUUGAUUUUAGUGUUGAAACUGGUUUGCAAUACACUGUGAAGGGUGCAUUGAAAGGUAAAGGAACUUUGAUCAAAAGCAAUGACAAUGGAUGGAUUGUGACCGGUUUAUAUGAAAAUGAUUUUCAAAUAUUUUUUGUGGCGCCUUAAAAAAAUGUACACAUGGCAUAUAAUUGUAAUGGUUUUCUCAUUUAUUCAUAAUUGAUUGAAAUGCAA